Messenger RNA from Castor canadensis (American beaver), 983 nucleotides. NCBI's taxonomy places the organism in Eukaryota, Metazoa, Chordata, Mammalia, Rodentia, Castoridae. The record is from RefSeq and is a predicted model, not a curated record.
AAAUCUUGGGCAGAAGAAUUAUGUGGGGAAACUGGACAAUUGUCAGUGAAUUUAUUCUUGUUAGUUUCUCAGCCUUGCCCUCUGACCUACAAGCCCUACUAUUUCUCCUGUUUCUGACCAUUUACCUGGUUACACUAAUGGGCAAUGUCCUCAUCAUCUUGGUCACGACAGCUGACUCUGCACUGCGAAGUCCUAUGUACUUCUUCCUCAGAAACUUAUCCUUCCUGGAGAUAGGUUUCAACUUGGUCAUUGUGCCCAAGAUGCUGGGAACCCUGAUCAUCCAAGAGACAACUAUCUCCUUCCUUGGAUGUGCCACUCAGAUGUAUUUUUUCUUCUUCUUUGGAGCUGCUGAAUGCUGCCUCUUGGCCACAAUGGCAUAUGACCGCUUCGUGGCCAUCUGUAAUCCCUUACGCUACCCAGUAAUCAUGAGCCGCAGGUCCUGUGCCCAACUAGCAGCUGCCUCUUGGUUCUCAGGAUUCCCAGUGGCCACUGUACAAACUACAUGGAUUUUCAGCUUCCCUUUCUGUGGCCCCAACAGGGUGAACCACUUCUUCUGUGACAGCCCUCCUGUCAUUGCCUUGGUCUGUGCCGAUACCUCUUUGUUUGAAUUGGAGGCUCUGACAGCCACUGUGUUAUUCAUCCUCUUCCCUUUCUUGCUGAUCCUGGGGUCCUACAUCCGUAUCCUCUCCACCAUCUUCAGGAUGCCCUUAGCUGAGGGGAAGCACAAGGCCUUCUCCACCUGCUCCUCCCACCUCCUGGUUGUCUCCCUCUUCUACAGUACUGCCAUCCUCACCUACUUCCGACCCCGCUCUAGCACCUCUCCUGAGAGCAAAAAGCUGCUGUCACUCUCCUACACAGUUGUGACUCCCAUGUUGAAUCCCAUCAUCUACAGCCUAAGGAAUAACGAAGUAAAAGCUGCACUGAGACGUGUCAUCCACAGAACUCGGGGCCCUCAGAAACUAUGACAGACUCAUGUGGAAACU